Molecule: messenger RNA, 11539 nt
Organism: Catharus ustulatus (Swainson's thrush)
Lineage: Eukaryota; Metazoa; Chordata; Aves; Passeriformes; Turdidae
Gene: IL13RA2
Product: interleukin 13 receptor subunit alpha 2
Exons: 12
Coding region: 393-1532 (379 amino acids)
Biological process (GO): cytokine-mediated signaling pathway
Cellular component (GO): external side of plasma membrane
Molecular function (GO): protein binding; cytokine receptor activity
Source: RefSeq, a predicted model, not a curated record
UGUAGCUGAUCAAAGCUCACUCUCUAGAAACAGGAACAUAUGCAGGACUUUUUUUUUUUUUUUCAGCCUUCCAGCUUUCUUUUUUUAAGAGCUAAUAAGUAUUUUGUCUAAUAAGUUACCUGGCUUAAAGGAAAAUCCCAAAGUGUGAUGGUUAAAGAAGCAAUUCCCAUGAUUUCUUCUGCCUUCUCGUUUCAUAGUGGAACAGAAAAAAUCACUGAGCCCAAGUUUCACAUUGCUGCAUGGUAGCUGUGGGUGGUGAAGAGGAAGCAGCUGUGUCAGUCUGACCUGGGAUUUCACCUGCUUAAGCCAGGCUUGUGUGGGCAUUAUCAACCCCAUCACAUCAGAGCUGCAGGACUGCUCUUCUGACCAGCCCCUGGCCACUGGAACCCCUGAUGGCUCCCUGGAGGCUUCCCGUGCUCCCCAUGGCUCUGGUGUGGGGCUGGGUGCUGGCCUCCUCCUCCUCCCCCAGCACAGUUGCUCCGCCACGAGACCUUCAGAUCACUGACCCUGGGCUCCUGGGCUCUCUCGAUGUGGAGUGGAAGCCUCCAGCCCAUGUCCAAGCCUUCAACGAGUGCACAGUGAAAUACCAGUUCGAGUAUCGCAGCACUGGGGACAGAGACUGGAAGGUUAUUUUUACUAGGAAGCUAAAAUUCAGAGUUGGAUUUGACCUCAGCAGGACUGCUGAAGUGAGGCUGCAGACCCUGCUCAAAGGGCGGUGCACGGGUGACGUGGAGGUGCAGAGUGACUGGAUUUAUGCAACCUUUCAGAUUCCAUCACAAGGAAAACUUGAAUCAGAGGUCCAGAAUUUCCACUGCAUCUAUCAUGACUGGGAAUACCUGAAGUGCACCUGGCAGCCAGGUCUCCUCACACCUCGUGGUGUACAUUAUGGGCUAUAUUAUUGGUAUGAGGGGCUGGACCACACAGUGCAGUGUGAUCACUACAUCCAGGAGCACGGGAUGAACGUGGGCUGCGUGCUGCAAAACCUCAGCCAGGCUGAGUACCGCGACCUGAACAUUUGUGUCAAUGGCUCAGCAGCGGCGGCUGUGCGGCCCCUGUACACCACCCUUCGCCUUCACAACCUCGCAAAGCCCUCAGCCCCGGAGCAGCUGGCGCUUUCCGUGUCCGCAGCCGGGGAGCUCCUGGUGGCCUGGAGCCCCCCGGGCGGGCGAGUGCCCCGGCACUGCCUGGAGUACGAGGUGCAGGUGGCUGAAGAUGCGGGGGGAGCCGCGGCUGCCUGGGCGUUUGUGUCGACCCAAAUGGAAACCACUUUAACAAUUUCCAGAGCAAAUCAAAGCCACAUUUCGUGUGUUCGUGUCAGGGGAAGAACAAACGUUUUUUGUGCUGACCAGGGCUUUUGGAGUGAAUGGACACAGGAUUGUUUCUCUGUGCCCAGAAAAGAGGACAAGCAGCUAUUUAUCCUCAUUCCAGUCAUCCUGAGUUUGUCAAUUAGCCUCGUAGUAUUUAUGUUGAUUGGCCAGUGCAAGAAAAGAUCCCCAGCAGGAAAGCCAUUGCAGACAUCUGUGGGACUCUAACUCUGCCUGUGCCUGCUGUACUGCCUGUGUUUGGUGGGUUGCUCAUGGAACACCAUCCCAAGGACAGCCAGGAGCCCUGAGCUUUCUGCAGCCCAGAUGGGUCUUCCCUCCCUGCUCCCACCUGUGAGGGCAGUCAUUGCAAUCCCAGUCCUUGAAGGGCCAAGGAAAACUGGAGGGGUUUAAACUGACUGCAGGAAAGCUGGAAGAGAUUUAAACUGACUCUGAAGCAAGGUGCUUCUGAUAACAGGAAAAGAGAGAAAAAAAGAGGCAGUGGAAACUGCCAUGAAUAAAGAGAACAUAUUGUUCUGUGGGCUUGUUUGGGUUUUUUUUUUCUUUUGUAAGGACUCCAGAAAUCUGUCAGCAGGAUUUGCACACAAUAUCACACCCAUGUAAACAUCUGCAUCCAGCCCCUGUGCCUCACCUUGCUCUCACCAGGUCUUCCCUGUUCCUAAAUACUCAGCCUGCUGAGAGCCUCUAAAUGCUCAAGAGGAGCUACCUGAGCUAUUUAUUUCAUCAGCUGAUAUGCCUUGUCUGUUGAAAAGCUCAGGUGGAGAAGCCUUGAGAGAAACUUUUGCUAUAAAGAGGCUUGACCACAGCUACUGCAAAGGACAGAUAAUUCAGAGAAGUGAGAGUCACUGCAGCAAAUGUGGGAAUUUCUCUGGGAACUGAGCACUGGCACCAGAAUUUAAUAAAACACACCUGAUGUUCCUCAAGACCAUGCAGUCAGGUGAUGAAAUUGCAGACUGAUUUUUUAGGAAUCACUCCCUAUGAUGAUAAUAGAAAAAAAAAAAAAACCAAACUUAAAAGCAUCACUGGAUGAGAUACCCUUUUCCAAGCCCAUUCUGGGUUUUUUGCUUGAAGAACUAACCAAGGGAAACACAGGAGUUUAAUGUGAUUUCAUUUCAUUGGAGCAACCCUGAAAAUGUAUUUUCUUGAAGGAGCAUUUAUUCAAAGUGGGAAUUUCUAAUGAACAGUGGAAGCUCAAAGAGAAAAUCAAGUUUGUGUCAAUCAGCUAUGUAAAGAGCCAUACUAAUCCAAUCAGAAACAAAAUAACUGCUGUCUUACACAUGCAACUGCAAAAUUAUUCAGUCACUAUCAGCUGCUUCCACUGCUAAAUGGGCAACAGCCCAAUAUAAUUUGGAGAACAACCUAAGGAGGAAAGAACCAGGGAAAAAAUGGUCAAUGCACAGACUGAAGCAGAAAUGAAGUUUCAGGGUUGCUGUAAUUCUGCUGUGACAUGACCUCUGCCUCUACUGUCUCCUGAGCAGCCACCAUGGGGUGGAUUUACUUGGAAGAAUACCUGUGAGCAUGCACUGGGCAUGGAUAUUCAGAGCUGCCAUCAGGCCUCUGAUGUUCUGUGAGACUCUUAAACAGUUAAAAUAUCUGCUAGAAACACGUGAGUGCAUUGUGAAUGUCCCCAAGGGAAAAGGUAGGGCAGGCAGCCAAGCCCAGCCUGUUGUCCUGGGUACAUCUGGCUCGAUCUCACCACUUUACCAGGUAGGAAUGCUGGGCACAGCCAUUUGGACUGGGACAAAUACUGCAGCAGCUCCAGCUUACUGGAUGGGUUUAAACUGGGCUAAAUCCCCUAGUCUAAUUUUACCUGAAAAAAAAAGGUAAGAGGGGAAGAAGAGUUAAAGUGCAUGGGUGCAAGUCAGAGCAAAGGAAAGGCUGUUGUACCUCCACAGCUAGAACUCCCCCCAGAAGAAAUCAGAGCUAUUUCAGUAACCACAAAAUAUAAAAGUUAGGCUGAAGCCUGCCUAGAAACCUGCCUAGUAACAGAAUGAUAAAUUAAGUACAUCUACUUAUGGUAUCUGUAUGCUGUAGCUUUGCAGGAGCAUUUAGAUGAGGAAAGCUGGGCUUGGCCCCAGUGCAGGGCUCCCUGUUCCCCAAACUCAUCCCUGCAGAGGGUCCUCACUGCAGCAGCAGCAGCAGCAAAACACUCCCACAUGCUUUCCCACAGUAUCACAUCUGCAGCAUUUGCAAAAUCCAGCCUUAAUAGAUGGUCACUUGCCUUCCUAACAUCCUGAACCUCACUAAAAUUUCAGUAGGUUUUUUUUAUCUUGUGUUUAUAGAAUUACAACAUUGUAUUUUUUUCACACAGUAGUCUCAUUAGAGUGUUUUAAUUCGUUUACAUGUAGUCCAUAAUUAUUUUUUCAGUAAAGCACUUUUAAAAUCCCUCCUUUGGCAUGCUCUGCUCCUAUUGUUCCCAGCUCAUGUCUGGGCUCCCCACUAAGCUCCACAUGUUUGGUGAGACAUGUCUUUGUCUUUGCAUACCCAUGAGUUUAGAGUCUUCUUUCUGUCUUUGACUGAUAAAGUCUAGAGCCAUUUGUUGAAGAAUAAACCCAACUUUUCCUACACAGCUUUUUCUCCCUAGAGAAUGUCAAUACUUGUCACACAUACAAAAGCACGAUCCUGUGCAUGCUGCAGGGAAAUGCAAAUCCAUUUAGACUGUCAUAUUCUACCUGCUUUUGGGAAGUACCAAAACAGGGAAGAUUAACACCAAGGUCUCUGAACUCAAAAACUGCCCUUCUUCUGUCACUGAGGUGUAUUUUCAAGCUGCCACCAAGAGAAUAAUUUGAAAAACAAUUUACGUUCUGUUUCCUCAUAUCCAUCCUCAUAUUUUUUAAUUUUUCUGAGUGGCCUCUCAGUACAAGUGUUUCAACUAUAACUUGCCAAUGGCUGCAAGACACAAAGCAAGGCUGGCAUCUUGGAACAUAGGAAUUUCCACCUGAACAAGAGGAGGAAUUUCUUUACUAUGAGGGAGACAGAGCACAGGAACAGGCUGCCCAGAGAAGUUGUGGAGCCUCCUCUGGAGAUACUCAAAAGCUGUCUGGAUACAAUCCUGACUAAAGAGUGCUUGGAGAUCCUGCUUGAGAAGGGUUUGAACAAGAUGAGCUCCAGUGUUCCCUUCCAGACUUACCCAUCCUGUGAUCUCUCAGGAACUCUUCACUCCUCCUGCACUUGAGGAAAUGAAGAGGUGGAUGUUGUAUCUCACCGGCUGAGGCAUCUCUGCUGAAAUUUUCCAUCUUGUACAGGCGCUAGAAAUCCCAUGGCCACUGGGUGUCAGCAUCUGUGCUUGGAUGCAGAGGACAUGGAAAGCAGGUGCAGCAUUGGUGCCGCCAGAAUAUGGUAUUUAGUGCAUGAAAAUUAAAUAGAGGGGAUAAUAUCUCUGUGACCAUAAGAAAGAGGAGUUGUGUUCUUUCUGUACUGCAAAGCAGAGAUGUGUCACAGCUUUGCUCCGUUAUUCAGCCCUGGUGUGACUGAGGGGUAACACCUUGUGCCGUGUGGCAUUGUGACCAGUGCUGCUGCACUGACCAGAUCUGUGUCCCCCAGGGCAUGUGCCAGCCAGAACCAGCCCCUGCCACUGCCCUCCCCAUGCUCGUGCCACUGAGCAUCCACAGAAAGGUGCCAUCAGCCCAGACUAGGGUUGACUGUACCCUACUGUGUCCCUGCCUCACUCUGGCACCAGCUCCUGCAGCCCUGAGCCCCCACGGAUCUCAGCACCCACCCCUGAGCACUGCAGCUCCAGGCAGUGUCUGGAUCUUGGAAGGACAUCACAGCCCUUCUGGCUGCAGCUUCUAGAUGUCAAGGCUUUGGGACUGCAGUAACUCGUGAUAUAAUCUGAAAUCUAAAGAGCUUCACAGGCCAUGGCAGGUUUGCAGCUCACUGCCUUGUGUGCCAUUUGUACAUUUGAGAACAUUGUCAACCUCUUUAUUUCUAUGUAGAAACUAAAUUUUCUCAGGAGGGUCUCUGGUUUUCACAACUUCAAGGCAAGCAAAUACAGCUGAUGCAUGUACUUGACAGAACAAUUUGAGGCAACAUAUUGUGGCUGAGCUGUCUGAACAGCUGAAAUGGCUCUGCAAACUGUCUGUGUCAAGAUACCCUUCCCAGAGUACAGAGAGAUAAAACAACCAGCUGAAAAAUGACAGACACCACAAGGCUUAGCCCAAAAUCAAAGAUUCAUGUCCCUGCCAUCCUGGGCUGCUUGCCUCCUAUGUGGAUCUGCAUCCAGACACAACAUGGGACUGUUACAUUCAGGAAAUAAAACGCCAUUUCAGCAAGUCUCACACCAUCAGACACAUUAAAAUAAAAAAAUAAAAAUAAAAAAAUAAAGGAAACAAAUUUAAAAAUAUUGAACAUGGCUUCAGUAUUUUCUUUCUUGAUGGGUCUGCCCAGGAAACAAUCUCUGUGUUAAGUGGGUCUCAGUCCAGGAAGAGCUGAGUGUGGCUGCUUCCUUCAGCUGGGAGGCUGGAUGAGCAUGGUGGCAGCGCUGCUGUGGUGCAUGCACUCAUAUCUGACUGCAAGGACAGCCUGCACAGCACCUCUGACUUCUCUGAGAGGCCAAAGGAGGUUGCACUGCCUUGCCUUUGAUGGAAGGUGUGAAAGGUUCCUGCAGCUGCAGUGAGGGGAUUUGAACCGCGGCCAUCACCGAUCAUCCACAAUCCAAGGGUUUUGUUUCCUUGCCUGGGAAGCUGUAAAUGGAGGUGACAAAGGCAUGUCACACCUUUGGUGUGCUUGGAUGUCCCACCUGCCAAAGCACCAGUGAUUUGAAGGAGUUAUUUUCAUUUGGGGAAAAAAAGUACUUAAUAUCAGGUGUUUUUUUACAAACCAGGGAAUAUCUUCCUUUAAUGUUAUCUAGAUAUUGUUGUGACUUAAAAACAAAGAGUGGCAGAGUUCUCUUCACUCAUGCAGUAAUGGAGAAAACAUGCAUAGCAAGCAAACAUGCAGGGCCUGAUCUCUCUAGGGAUUAGAGCCUCCCUCCAAAGCUGCUCUUGGCUGUGUCACCCACCCCAAGCACCCUCCCUGCAUGCCCAUGGCACACGAGGAACAGCAAACAGUGCCAACAGUGUGUUAAACUACCCAGAGCAACAGCUGCCCUGCAGGAGACACAAACUUCAGCAGCACACAGGUAGGAAGCUGCUCUAAUUUUAACAAAUGCAUCCAGGCAGUGGUGUAGGUGAGGGUGCCAUGACAUGGCUACAGAAUAUUUACACAGGAGAAGGAAACAAGAGACAGCAGACACAGGAUCCCAUCCUGUCUCUCAGUACCCAAACAUUCUUUGUACUUUCUCAGAGUCUGCAGAGCCAGGGCUGCCCAGGGAACCUGAGAGAGUCACUGUGCCACCAAGAGGUCCCCACCUGAUGCAUGAAGCCCAGAAGAGAAUAGUCCUUCCUUUUAUCUGAUGAUGUUCCAGCUCUUAGCUGUUGAAAUGGAAAUAUGUGCCAACCUUUGGGACUCUCAAAUUGAUCUUGGCUGGUAGCUGCCCAGAACUUUGUGCCCCUGAAGCCAAAUUGUUUAGAAAUACACUGAGAAAACAAUAACCUUAUUGCCUUCCAGGUUCACCAAAGUUCACUUUUAACAACAGAGAGCUUAAAAGGCCAACAGCACAAUUUACUUAACAGAGAAAAGAGCAAAAACCUCCUGGCUACAGGAAUAAAAACAGUGUUUUUAAAAAGUCAGGCAGUGCAAACACAAAGUAGGCUCAGCCCUGAAAGCCUUCUCACCAGAGUUUGCUCAACCACACCAGCUGAAGCCAGCCCAAAAGGACAUUACCUCAAUGCUGUUGCUCUCCUGAGCAGACAGAGACCAUCUUCAGUAACACUGAAUGUCCAUGAAAAUGCUGUUAUAUAAAACAAAACACAUGAUAAGCAGUCAGGCUUGGGCUAGCCAAGCUGGUUGAUUCUGGAUGCUUCUGAGAAUGCAAGUGAAAGAUUGCUUCAUAGACUUUGGGGCUGGCUCAGGGCUGGGAACACACAGCCCCUGCCCUGCCUUGGCUUCAUGCUGUCCUGCGUGUGGGAGAUGCACCGACUUGGCAUGGCUUCUCCUGCCUUCCUCCAAAACUGUAGCAUUUUCCAUGGCUUUGCUAGGACUUGGAAGGACCAUAGCCCAAAAAUAGUGUUCUCUCUUCAGGAUGUUUGUUCCUCCCACACUUUGGGACUUGUCUCUAGGGCAGUGCUGCUGUGCAGAUGGCGGGCCUGGUGCCUGAGCAUUGCCAAAGCAAGAAGGACAAAUGAGCUGCCCUGGGCCCUCCUGCUGUGCCUAUGGGAUAAAUCCCUGUGGGAAUGCAAGACCUGAGCCCUCAAUAAGCAUCUCACCAGGAAAUGCAGUCCCAGACCUGGAAUACCCCACUUGUUGGAAGCCUGCUUCUAAUUCCUGCUUUAUUUCUGUAUAUCAGUGCCUUCCUCUAGCCUAAAUAGCUCCCUUCUCUCCUCAGUCAGAACAAGCACUCCCUGAUAUCCUGAUGGAGAGCUUUUUUCACCCAUGUUUGUCUGUUAGGAGGAAAAAGCCAAGGUUUCUGCUCUCUUCUCAUGAGAGGCCCUGCCUGGCCUUGUGUCCCCAGCCUUUGCUUGCUGCUCAGGCCCAACACAGUCCCAUCCAUUCUCUGAAACAAAAGUGUCAACUACCUACAGACCAAAUGAAUCAUGUGCAUUUACCCUCAAGGGUAAAGGUCUGGCAAAGGAAAUGCACCAGUCCUGGCCAUGGUCUGCUACCUCCCUGUACUGCUGUGCUGUUCAUCAAAUCCAUCAAAUCCAUCAAAUCCAUCAAAUCCCUGCACCUUGCUCAAUGCCAUCACUGCUGCAGGAUUCAGGCACUUUUCUCUUCAGUACACCAGAGAAGGUACAAGAGAGAACAAAUGGUCACUUGAGGGGGGUCCCACCUGUGCUCCAGCCUUGUACUGCAUAAAGAAAAGGUGAGAAAUAUUUAACUGAGGGGGCCAGGCCCUGCCAUGGAUUCAGGGGUGAGUCACUGUGACCUGUGCAUCUUCUCUGGAGACAUGGUGGGACAUGAACUGUCGGGGAGGAACCCGAGCACAGCUGAGAUCUCUGCUGGGCCCCUGCACUUACCUCUUGCUUUGAGCAGUGUCACAAUCCUUGGGAAGUGCAGGGUCCACAGGAGAGGCACUGAAAUCUUCCUCCCCCUAUGUCACACAAGAGCUGCUCUAGCUGUCAGUCAGGGAAAAGGACCCUGAUCAAAAUCUUCAGUGUCUUUGAUAAGCAUCCAUCACUGGCACCCACCCACCUGUCCUUCUGCAGGAGGAGACAACAUCAGCAGCACACACAGAUGUAAAGCUGCUCUAAAUUUUAAAUGUAACCAGGCAGUGGUAUAGCAGGCACUAGUUUACAGAUUUUUUAUGUGUGUAUCAUAAAUUUAAAUCACUCAAAAUGCCGCAAUUAGAUCCUAUUAAAAAUAUACUUUGGAUAAUCUAGUAAUUAAUGAUCUUGUAAUUAAACAUUAAUUCAUCCCAUUUAUACAAUUCAAACACAGGAAAAUUCAGAACAGUGGAUUUAACAUGCCCCUUUGUGGUGCUGCAUGAUUCAUUUUUCAAGGCACUUAAGAGUUGGUACCCUCUAAAGUCACAAAGCAGCUCCUAUUUUCCCAGGAAACUGCUGGGGAAAUUGCAUUUAUCUGCUAGGAGAUCCUCUGGUUUAAGGGAAGCAGAGCAUAAGACAACAUUAAUGAGAGAUGCAAUAUGGAAGAAGGAUUGCUCCAGAGGCUCGAUUUUCCACAAUAAUUUGUCACUCAUUGCCUGCUGUGAGCAGUCUGUGUAGUUCUCUUGUCACCACCCCAGAGCCACUAGAGUUGUUUGGCCUUUGUCACCACCAGGCACUCACCCACUUGCCAGCCCCUCCACAGACCCUUGGAGUUCCCUUGGCCCAGGAAGGGCUCGUGCUACAGCUUGGGAAGGGUGGAGUGAAUCCCUUGGAAGUGUGCUGGGAUGCUGUGCUGGGUCCUGAGACAGCAUCCUCUUGGAGGGACCAUGUGGAGCAGAAACUCUGCUGCUGCCACAUCCCUCCACCUGCACCCACACACCCUCCUGCUGUCAGCAAAACCUGGGAUCUAGGACAGGCUUAAGCAAAAUUUUUGUGUGUAGCUCAUGCACUUGACUGUUCAUUAAAGAUGUUCUUUAAUCAGCAAGUGUGCCUUGUUGCAUUGAUUGUCUGUCUUUUAUAGAUCUAAAAUCUCUCACCUGAAGCCUCUCCAUCUUCAUGUUAUGGGACUGCAGCAUCCCUGCACAGCUGAGAGGGAAUGACGCAUCACAUGGAUGUUUUCUGACAGCUUCAGAGCACAGGUUUCAGUGUGUGUAAGAGCAAACAAGCAGAAGACCUGAGACUUACAGAAAAACGAGGGAGAGACAAAACAGAAAAUAACAUUUCAUCAUUAAAAACAAAAAAACCAAAAGCAUUUUUUUUAAUGCAUGCACCCCCACAAACUACAUUAUCACUGGAACAGCCCCCAUCUGGCAAUCACACCAGCAGAUAUAUUUGAUCUCCCCAUUACUGGUUUCCUCCCCAGCUUUUCAGAUACUCCCAUUUUUUCGAAGGAAGAAUAAAGUGUGAUGACAUCCGUGGCUCUCUGGAGUCUCUGUGAUUUGUGUGUUCAUGUGCACAGAUGUGUGCACACAUCUGUCUCUGUCCUUCUGCUUUACCUGCACAAAGGCUUGGUUUUCCUUUGUGUGCCUUUUCCUAGGAAAAACUCUGACGCCUUUUCUUCCCCUGAAAUGGAGACAAAGCCAAGAGCAGUUCUUGGCAUGCAGCUAUCCUAAUGACACUGUGACACAGGGAGGACAGCCAUCCAAGAGACAUCUGCUCCUUUGUCACAUGACAAGCUCUGCUUUUGGAAUGCACAAUUUGUCUGCCACAGUAUCAAACACCCUUCAGUAGCUCAAAGUUAAAUGAUAUUUCUGAAGGGCUGAUUGCAGUUUGCUUUUCUUCCUUAAAAGAUGUUUCUUCUUUGGAAUCUGUGUCUCUCCAGGGCCCUCAUGGCUCCAACACCUUGGAUCCUGACUGGGAAGAGCACCAGGCACCUUCCACACCAGUGAGGAAACUCUUCACAGGGCUCUCCAGAAGAAAGGCUCUAAGGAUUGACAUGAGUGUCUCUGCAGAGAAAACAGCAGGAACCACACUGUUCACAGUGCUUACUCACACAUCUAACAUUUACAUCUUUAAAUUAUCACUCAGAUGAAAACUAUUGCAGACUCACAGUUAUUCAGACAAUAAAGAGCCAUGCUGAGGUGGGAUGCCUUGAGACUGCUCAGCACUGGCUCUGAACGGUGUCACCUCCCAAAUGCCACAGCCUCUGGGUAGUUGCUCUUGUCUUCAGCAAGCACAGGAUGGGAGGAGCUGACCUUCUCCUCAAAGCACAGCCUGUGAGGCACCACAGAUCCCCAAAGCCACCAGGGCUGAUCCCAUGGAUGCUACACCCCAAACCUGGCUCUGUGGGCCAACAUGGAACAGAUGCAGAUGAGCCAGCUCAGGUCUGGAAACCAGGCUGCCCAGCCACAGGAGUUUGUGCAUGAGCACCAUGGCCAGCCUUGCUUCUGGCCUCGGGCAGGGAAGACUGCAAACCCUACAGCUCAGGAAGAUGCCAUCUCUGACCUGGGCUGCCCCCAGGAGCAGAUUCCCCAGUUCCAAAGGGGGUGGUCUGUUUGCUGGGGCAGAGCCUCUGCGUGUGUGCUGUCCCAUGGGCAGACUCCCUGCACAGCUACAUCUGGUUUGGGAAGCAAAGCAGCCAGCACAUCUCAGCCUUCAACCAUUUCCCAGAAAUUAUCAACACUUCUUCAGUCCAAAUCAAAGCAAAACACUACCACAGACACUAUCUGUAAAACAAAAUCGUACCUGAGCUGGGAUUUGAGGACUCACACAAAGCUUCCAGCAGGUGUUCCCACAAGACAGCCCCAGCCAGGGCUUCUGGAGGCACCACCACAGUUAAUGGUUACAUCUCAGGAGAAGCAAAGGAGCUGUGGGGGCAACCUGCUUUGGUUAAGUUUCAGAGAACUACAUCAGUUCUUCAAAUUCACAUAGCCUAAAAAAUGUAAAUUUUAACAGUUGUUCCUGGAGGGAGAAAUUUGAAGAGGGAGAAUACUCUAUCACUGCUUUCACAUUUAACAAGUUUUGGGGUUGGGAGUGUUGGGACAUCUGCUGACACUAAUCCCUGGGAUUAAGCAGCUGUGGACCAUACUCCAAGUAGAGGUCCUUAUCCUUGUUUUUUGUUGUUGGUUUAGUUUU